Prunus armeniaca (apricot) is the source of this 660-nucleotide messenger RNA. NCBI's taxonomy places the organism in Eukaryota, Viridiplantae, Streptophyta, Magnoliopsida, Rosales, Rosaceae. The record is from the annotation of a GenBank genome assembly.
AUGAGUUUAGCACUGAAGAGAAAGCUAUGCGUUCUAGGGGGGGAAAGGAUGAAUAGAGCACGAAUUUGCUGGGUUUUGCGGGUGAGAGAGGAAGCUUGCUCUCUGGAUGUGGUUGUUUUAGCUAAUGAUGAAGUAGUGGGGUGCUGGGUAGUUUCCGGCAGCUCGACGAAAACUCUGUCAAGCUUUGGAAAAGUUUACCAAAAGGAAAAAUGGGAAGAGAUGGAAGGAUGGGGCUCAAAAUUGCAGAGGUGCUGGAAGGCUCUUUCCCGCAGCUGCCUCAGUGGAGAACUUCUAUUUUCAGCAAUCUUCCUUCCUUCUUUUCUCCCCUCUUCUAUAGCUAGAUCUGAUGGAGGGAAAGAAAUGGGUAUGUACAUUGGUUUGAAAGGUGUUUUGCUCAAGUAUCCCUUGGUUUUUUGGAUGUUUUUGCUUGAAACUUGUUCCCUCCCAUAUGCUAGAGCCUCCCAGCAGCUCACUGACAUGGAUAUUUUGGCUUUCAUCGUGGCUUUCGCUAGGGGUGGCAUUUUAGACCGAAAAAUGGCAAAAACCAACCGACAAUUUAUCGCAAUGGAACCGCAAUCGCAGGAAACCAAACUGCAUUUGCGGUUACGAUAUUUGAUUUUCAAAACUUACGGUUACCGCAAACCGCGACUAUAUUUAUAA